This is a messenger RNA of Mastomys coucha (southern multimammate mouse), 2376 nucleotides long. RefSeq names its product laccase domain containing 1 (gene Lacc1). Gene Ontology annotation, molecular function: copper ion binding. Bases 283 to 1575 code for a protein of 430 amino acids. The record is from RefSeq and is a predicted model, not a curated record. Lineage: Eukaryota; Metazoa; Chordata; Mammalia; Rodentia; Muridae. The transcript has 7 exons.
CGGACGGACGCUGUGGGUCCAGACUCCUCCGAGGUCGCGUGCACAGCUGGCCGGAAAGAAUGAAUGAAGGCGCCAGUGCCCGGCGGGGCGGAGGUUGGGGUGGGCGUCAGGGGUGAAGGCUCAGCAGUGGUAGGGGUCAGAACUGCGGGGCACGGGGUCGGUAGAAGGGAGCUCCAGCCGGGACCCGGAGAUCAGUGCAUCUGCAAGUGGUCAGAAAUCACCUGAUCCAAGCUGAUAUGGCAUAAAAGUCUUUGGAGAAAAAAAAAAGUGCCUAACUGAAGAAUGGCAGAAGCAGUCUUGAUUGAUCUCUCUGGUUUACAACUGAACUCUCAGAAAAACUGCCAUGAGACGUUACUGAACACACUGGAUGAUAUUCACUACCACCAUGCUCCCAAGGCCAAGUUCCUUUGCAUAAUAUGUUGCAGUGAUGCCACCAAGGGGAAGGGUGGGGAAUAUGGCCUCUGUGAACUGGAAGCGGGAAAUGGCUUUUCACGUCUCGCGGGAAAAUUUGAGACUGUUAGCAAUCCCAGCCUGGCUGCCUCUUUGUAUACAAUUAAACAAAAAAUUGAUGAAGAAAAUCUGAGCCGUGUUAAGGUGAUUGUCCCCGAGCACAGGAAACUGUUAAUGAAGGCUUAUGUUGACCAACUCUUCACCAAGGUGUAUGAGUUUGAGUUUGAAGAUUUACAGGUACCUUGGAGGGAUAACCUCUUGAAACCAUCCACUGGAAUAAACGUGACCUCAAGUCACGAACUAGAAGACAUCCAGAGUGAAAUAGAAACAUACUUGAAAGGCCUGCCAGUGCUGAAAGGGGACCUAACUAUUGUCACAUCUCCUCUGAUCCCAGACAUCUUCCUACAUGGGUUUACUACACGGACCGGUGGCAUAUCUUAUAUACCCACUCUCAGCUCACUCAAUCUGUUCAGUAGUUCCAAACGAAGAGAUCCCAAAGUAGUUGUUCAAGAAAAUGUCCGUAGGUUGGCAAAUGCUGCAGGAUUUAAUGCACAGAAAUUUUAUCCAAUAAAGACUGAUCACGCCAAUGAAGUAUGGGUUAUGGGGAAGGAGGAGCCUGAAUCUUAUGAUGGGAUCGUCACAAAUCAAAAAGGAGUAACACUCACAGCUCUUGGCGCCGACUGUAUACCUAUAGUCUUCGCAGAUCCUGUGAGAAAAGCAUGUGGUGUUGCUCACUCUGGCUGGAAAGGUACUUUGUUGGGUGUAGCUAUGGCUACUGUGAAUGCUAUGAUAGCAGAGUAUGGCUGUAAUGUGGAAAACAUUAUUGUUGUUCUGGGACCUUCCGUGGGAUCUUGCUGCUUUACUCUUCCCAGAGAAUCGGCAAUCUCAUUUCACAAUCUUCAUCCUUCAUGUGUGAGACAGUUUGACUCACCAAGGCCCUAUGUUGACAUCCGAAAAGCCACCAGGAUUCUUCUAGAACGAGGAGGAAUUCUUCCACAGAAUAUUCAAGACCAGAAGGAAGAUCUUGACCUCUGCACUUCCUGCCAUCCUGAGAAGUUUUUCUCCCAUGUCCGCGAUGGUCUUAACUUCGGUACACAGAUAGGCUUCAUAUCCCUUAGAGAAUGAGGUUCUUGGCUGGAAUUUUGUAUAAAUGUUUCCCGCAUCCUUCCACACUGGCUGCAAAAGAAAAUAUUUAGCUUUUUGAUGUAUAUAAAAUCAUGAGGAUUACAAAAGAUAAUUCCUCUUUGGGGUAUGCUUUCACUGUUAACCAAAGCCCAAUGAUCUUGGUCUAAUUCUUAUGAUAACUGAUGAAAAAAAUCAAUGUGAUGUCAUUCCUAAAUUUUACCCCCUGUAUUUGUGUAUAAAUCAAGGCCAGGCCUGUUCAGCUCAGUGUUCGGUAGAUGCCAGCUUUUGUUUAGGGAUGGAGCUCAGCACAGUAAAUUAAGUGAAGACACCGUCUUCCUUUGAAUCAGUGCAGUAGGGGAGAUAAGUGUUUCCUUCUACAUAUGUAGUUUUAAUUGCCUUAUAAAAUACUAGGUUUCCUCUGGCAUUCUCAGGCACCAUGUUUUUGCUGAUCCUCUGCCUCCCUUUCCCUGUCCCCUUGGGGGGACCCUUCCACUCCCAGUAGCCCCUCUUUCCUGUCUCAUGUGUUUUAUUACUUCUCCCUUGCUCAAUCAUCUUUUUAUGUUCCCUUUCUAGUUUCAACACCUGUAUCCACAUUUAUGCCCACAAAUUUACAUUUCCAUAUAUACAUAUAUGUUUACAUAAACAUCAAAAGUUAGAAUUUAUAUUUAUAGAUAAGGAAAAACAUGCAGUGUUUGUUAUUCCGAGUCUGGAUUAUUUUGCUCACCAUAAAAUAAUUCCUGAUCCAUCAAUUCUACAGGUUUGAUAAUUUCAUUAAAUAAAAUAUUGUGUGUGUGUACUAUA